Messenger RNA from Suillus fuscotomentosus, 1065 nucleotides. RefSeq lists its product as uncharacterized. NCBI's taxonomy places the organism in Eukaryota, Fungi, Basidiomycota, Agaricomycetes, Boletales, Suillaceae. The transcript has 4 exons. The record is from RefSeq and is a predicted model, not a curated record. Bases 1 to 1065 code for a protein of 354 amino acids. Gene Ontology annotation, biological process: heme biosynthetic process. Gene Ontology annotation, molecular function: protoporphyrin ferrochelatase activity.
AUGUUGAACAUGGGAGGACCUUCGACCGUACCAGAGACCUAUGACUUCCUCAAAAACCUGUUCAUGGAUGGCGACCUCAUUCCGUUACCUUUUCAACGCGUCAUGGCUCCUCUCAUUGCCAAGCGGCGGACCCCUCAAAUUGAGAAGCAGUAUGCUGACAUUGGCGGUGGUUCUCCCAUUCUCAAGUAUACAGAGAUGCAAGGAGCUGGUAUGUGUGAACUACUGGACGAGCUGCACCCAGAAACUGCUCCGCACAAACCUUAUGUCGCGUUUCGUUAUGCGAACCCGCUGACACAGGAGACCGCUCAGAGGAUCAAGGCAGACGGUGUAAAGAGGGCAAUUGCGUUUACCCAGUAUCCACAGUACAGCUGUAGUACGACUGGAAGCAGUUUGAACGAACUUUUCAGACGGGGGAGGGCAGGCGAGAUGGGGGACAUCGAGUGGAGUGUGAUAGACCGCUGGGGUACCCAUCCAGGAUUCAUCGAGGCUGUUGCACAAAACAUUGAGGCUGCUCUAGCCAAAUUUCAACCAUCAGCACGUUCAGACGUGGUUAUUCUAUUUUCGGCUCACUCAUUACCCAUGUCAGUAGUGAACCGAGGUGACCCAUAUGUCCUCGAGGUUUCCGCAUCUGUCAACGCCGUUAUGGACAGACUCGGCCACUCAAACCCAUACCGUCUUGUCUGGCAGUCGCAAGUUGGACCUUCCGCGUGGAUGGGCAUGCAGACAGGGGAGGCUAUCAAGGGUCUUGCUCGCCUGGGCAAGAAGGAAGCAAUUCUAGUCCCCAUUGCAUUCACGAGCGAUCAUAUCGAGACGCUUUACGAACUGGAUCUCGAGUAUCUGAAAGAAGGAAGGGAGCUGGGGAUGGAGCUACAUCGCGCAGAGUCAUUGAAUGGAUCUCCUGUGUUCAUCCGUGCGUUGGCAGACAUUGCGGCAAAGCAUCUGCGUGACUAUUCCACGAGGAGGAUUGGGCCCACGAGUGUUCAGAUGGGGCUUCGGUGUCCGGGCUGUAAAAAUAUGACUUGUGGCCAGCAGAAACAUUGGUUCGCUCGUGCUGGACGUUCCUAG